AUGGAUUCCUUGUCGCUCAACCGAGCAGCUCUUGACGAGUUCGUCACCACCCGAGUGACUCGUGAGAUGAUCACACACCUGGCACAGCAGGCAGCUCAGGUCAUUCGUUGUGAAUCGCAUGUGACGAAUACCCUCAGCCAGAAUGGACAGCCGACACCACCUUCCACUCCUCCCAUGGAGCCCUCCGACCUGCCUGCACUGCCGUCAAUUGAAGCCUUCAUCGCCUCCCUAGUCGCUCGAUCACAGGUGCAGGUGCCCACUCUCAUGAGUUGUCUUGUCUACCUCGGCCGUCUUCGUUCCCGCUUGCCUCCAGUCGCAAAGGGCAUGCGCUGCACCGUUCACCGCAUUUUCCUCGCCUCGCUCAUCCUCGCCGCUAAGAACCUCAACGACUCAAGCCCCAAGAACAAGCACUGGGCCCGAUACACCGCAGUGAAGGGAUUCGAGGGUUUCGGUUUCUCUCUCCCUGAGGUCAAUCUGAUGGAACGCCAGCUCCUGUUCCUCUUGGAUUGGGACCUGCGCAUUACUGAAGAUGACUUGUUCACUUACCUCGAGCCCUUUCUGGCUCCCCACCGCCAGCGUCUCAUAAUCAAAGAGCGGGAACGUGUUGCUGAAGAGGAGCACCGUCACAAGCAGCAGCAACAUCGCGAAUGGCGCCGUCUCCACGCAUCAGCAGAUCUACUCGCAAGUCGUCUCCGUCGCCAGAAGCUUGAGGCUCGCGGUGACAGCCGUCGCGCCAACGACAACUCUCUCCGCCGUCUUCCCAGCCAUGUCUCCUGCCCGACCAUGCACAACACAUACCAAACCCCACAGUCUGCCGCAGAACUUGAGCGUUACAAUCCUUACAACCGCCAACGUGCAUCACCCAGCCGAUCCAACCGCUCCGUCUCCCCGCCAUCCGUUCGCGAUGUGCCGGCUCUCUCCCACGCCGAGACAUUCAGUUCCCUUUGCUCGCGCUCUUCCAGUGUUGCACCCAGCUCAAGAGGCACCCCAGCUUCUAUCAGCACAAUCUCUUCUCACGGUACCGACGACGUCAUACUCAACGAUCCGAGCCGUAGCCCCUCGUCUGUUUCUUCCCUGAACUACAGCUACGUCAACGUCGCUCACCUGGAAGGCAAGAAACCCUUUGAGCCUCGCCGCCAGCCAUCCAAGAAGAUCAAGGUCAGCAACCACUCGCACGGCGGCGGAUUCGUGGCUCGAUUCCUAGCAUCUGCUACUGGUUCAUACAUGGGUGGUCGUCGCUCCCACUAA
Molecule: messenger RNA, 1248 nt
Organism: Penicillium paradoxum
Lineage: Eukaryota; Fungi; Ascomycota; Eurotiomycetes; Eurotiales; Aspergillaceae
Product: cyclin family protein
Exons: 2
Coding region: 1-1248 (415 amino acids)
Biological process (GO): regulation of cyclin-dependent protein serine/threonine kinase activity
Cellular component (GO): nucleus; cyclin-dependent protein kinase holoenzyme complex
Molecular function (GO): cyclin-dependent protein serine/threonine kinase regulator activity; protein kinase binding
Source: RefSeq, a predicted model, not a curated record